AUGAAAACUUGCGCAGUCUUCUUGUUGGUGCUGUGUCACCUGGCUGUCAGUCAUGCCUGGACCUGCGGGGAGGCGCCGAUGCUGUACAAUGCUCAACAGAUUGAAGCUGGGCAGGGGAAAGUGGUUGCAAGAGAUCGCAGCAACUAUCCCUAUUUCCUGAUUGGAUCAUCUUGGAUCAGACUGAGCUAUGUGAGAUUCAGACAAAUCACAGUGGGGCCUGCAGGACUUUGGGGAUGUGACACCAGCAGCAGGGUCUACAAAUACGUAGCAGGCAACUUUCAACGGUCCUAUGGUCUCUCUAUGAGUCAGCUGGAUGCUGGAGGUGAUGACCAGCUUGUUGGAGUUACUACCAGAUCACGUGCCUACUGUCUGAGAGCUAGCACAGCCUUGACCCACAGGGGAUUGACCUCCCUGUCCUGGUCUUACCUGUCAAGGACUUUCAGGCACAUCAGCUGCAGCCCACAAAACGGGUGCUGGGGAGUCGACACAAGCUACCGAGUCUACCACACACGGACAAUGUCAUCAAACUGUGUCGCUGCUUCCUGGACCCUAGUAACAGGACCUAGAAUGAAACUGGUUGAUGUGGGGACUGACGGAACCGUUAUUGGAUUGACCACAGCAGGCCAGGUCUACCAAAGAGUUGGCACCUCCACUAGUCGCCCAGCUGGCUACGGUUGGUCCUCCAUCACAAUGUGCAUGGGAAUCCGUGACCUGAGCUACGACCUGGGCCAACUCUGGGUCGUUACCAAUGCCGGUUUCAUCUUGAAGUGCAGAGGUUAAGGCUACCUGUAUGGCAGGCGCCCAGUGUGCACAUUUAUCUGUUUGACAUGAAAGAUUGAAUCUUGUCAGGAACAGAAAUCUUUAAGUGGUGUUUUGGCUUCAUAUAUCUGAUUCUUAGAUGCACAGGAACGAUUCAGCAUCAAUGCACAAAUGUGUUUUAUCUUACCUUAAAUAAUGGUGUUUUAUGAAUAAAUAUAUUAUCUCUUAAAUGACAUUGGGUAAAUUACUUUUUAAUUCAAACUUAUUGUGACCAGCUAUACCAUACCUUU
Molecule: messenger RNA, 1049 nt
Organism: Centropristis striata (black sea bass)
Lineage: Eukaryota; Metazoa; Chordata; Actinopteri; Perciformes; Serranidae
Product: fish-egg lectin-like
Exons: 5
Coding region: 1-780 (259 amino acids)
Source: RefSeq, a predicted model, not a curated record